AUGCCAGGCUUCCUCCACUGCCUCCCCCAGGCAGGUCCCAGGCAGGUGCCCAGGCCCUGGGGCAGUGCUUGCCCAGAUUGGGUGGUGGGCGCCUUAUCCAGGGGUCGCCCGAAGCGCCGGGAGCCGCCUCCUCGGCCGCACGCGCAACGAGCACCUCCCGGCUGCGCAGCGCCCAGAUCCACGCGCGCCCUGGUGGCCUCUUCACUGCGCUCUCACUGCCAAGUCCGGGGGCUGCAAGCUGGAGGCGUGUUGCAGAAGGGAAAGCGGCGAGAUGGCACAGCCGCGAGAGCCGGGAGCGAGCGGGGCCGCCCGAGUGCCAACGCCCAGCGCGCCUCUUGCUUAAUUUGGGCACGGCCUCUGGCCACUCCCUCCGCCCUGCUCGGCCGCCACCCCAUCGCGCGCAGCCCUUUCUCGCCUCCUGGGCACGAUGCCCAGCGGCAGAGGCGCAUUGCCUCGCGAGUCGGGCGGGGGGGGGGGGGCGGGGAACGAGGGCGGGACCUGAGCCACUUCUUCUCUCCCUUGGAGCCACAGUCAAAAGCCUCGGUGGCGAGGGACGGACAGCGCGCUGAGCCCUGCAAAACCCGCCCCGGGCCGGCUGGCGAGCCGAGCUUCCCAGCCGGGCUCCCCAACCCGCGCCGCGCAGGGGACGCGGUGGCCGGAGAGCCUGCGUGUCCCUGGACACGCCGGGGCUCUGAGCGGGCGCCCACCAUGCGCCCCGGGAGGGCGCCAAGACCGCCCGCACUGCUGCUGCCGCUCCUGCUGGUGCUCCUGGCGGCGGCACCCGCGGCGGGCAAGGGCUGUGUCUGUAAAGAUAAAGGCCAGUGCUUCUGUGAUGGGAUGGAAGGGGAGAAGGGGGAGAAAGGUUUUCCUGGACCCCCUGGCUCUCCUGGCCAGAAGGGAUUCCCAGGUCCUGAAGGCCUGCCUGGACCACAGGGACCCAAGGGUUCGCCAGGACUGCCAGGACUCACUGGUCCCAAAGGUGUAAGGGGAAUGACUGGAUUACCAGGAUUCUCAGGUCCUCCUGGACUUCCAGGCACCCCGGGCCAUCCUGGAACUUAUGGUCUUCCUGGUGUGCCAGGAUGCAAUGGUUCUAAGGGUGAGCAAGGGUUUCCAGGAUUUCCGGGGAUACCAGGCUUCCCAGGGGCCCCGGGUGCUGUUGGUUUGAAAGGAGAAAAGGGUGCUCCUGCCGAAGGAGAAGGUAUAGAACUUGAUGGAAAAGGUGACCCCGGGUUGCCAGGAGCUCCAGGAUUCCAGGGUUUGCCAGGCGUUCCAGGUUUUCCCGGACCUGUUGGCCCACCUGGCCCUCCAGGAUUCUUUGGCUUUCCAGGAAUCAUGGGACCUCCAGGACCUAAGGGUCACAUGGGCGAUAAUGUGAUAGGACAAAAAGGAGAGCGGGGUGUGAAAGGAUUAGCGGGACCCCCUGGACCACCAGGAACAGUUAUUGUGACACUGACCGGCCCGGAGAACAGAACGGACCUCAAGGGCGAGAAGGGGGACAGGGGAGCCAUGGGCACAUCUGGACCUCCUGGACCCUCAGGACUGCCUGGAGAAUCUUAUCGCUCUGAAAAGGGUGCUCCUGGAGAACCUGGUCCACAGGGGAAACCUGGAAAAGAUGGUGCUCCUGGGUUCCCUGGCACCGAGGGAGCCAAAGGCAACAGGGGCUUCCCUGGGUUAACAGGUGAAGAUGGCAUUAAGGGGUGGAAAGGGGAUGUUGGCCCUCCAGGAUUUCGUGGUCCAACAGAAUAUUAUGAUGCUUACCAGGAAAAGGGAGAUGAAGGAAUCCCAGGCCCUCCAGGGCCCAAAGGAGCUCGUGGCCCACAGGGUCCCAGUGGUCCCCCCGGAGCUCCUGGAAGUCCUGGAUCAUCAAGGCCUGGCCUCAGAGGAGUCCCUGGAUCACCAGGUGUGAAAGGAAAUAAAGGAGAGCGAGGACCCCCAGGAGAGAGUGCAGUGGGGCCUCCCGGGUCCCCGGGUUGUCCUGGUUCACCUGGCCCUACAGGGUCGCCAGGACCUCCAGGACCACCAGGUGACAUCGUUUUUCGCAGAGGUCCACCUGGAGAUGGUGGGCUUCCAGGCCACGUAGGGUCUCCAGGAAUCCCAGGUGUCGAUGGGCCCAAAGGGGAACCGGGCGUCUUGUGCACACAGUGUCCUUGUGUCCCAGGGCCUCCAGGUCUCCCAGGAUUGCCGGGGUUAGACGGCGUAAAAGGAAUCCCAGGAGGACGCGGAGCAGCUGGCGUUAGAGGAAACUCAGGGUCCCCAGGAAGUGUGGGUCUUCCAGGAUUUCCAGGGUUCCCGGGUGCUCGGGGUGACCCAGGACUUAAAGGAGAAAGAGGUGAAGCAUCUCAGCCAGAGGGACAGGUGGGUGCCCCGGGGGAUCCUGGGCCCCGAGGGCAUCCUGGAAGAAAGGGCUUGGAUGGAAUUCCUGGAACUCCAGGAGCAAAAGGAUUACCAGGACCGAAAGGCGAACUGGCCCUGAGUGGUGAGAAGGGGGACCAGGGUCCUCCAGGGGAUCCUGGCACCCCUGGGUCCCCAGGACCCGUAGGACCAGCUGGACCAUCAGACUACGGACCACAGGGAGAGCCUGGUCCAAAGGGCACCCAAGGAGUUCCUGGAGCCCCUGGACCACCUGGAGAAGCCGGUCCUAAGGGAGAAUUCAAUGUUUUGACACCAGUCCCCGGGCUCCCAGGAUUUCCAGGGCCCCCAGGCCGUGCUGGCCCCCGAGGCCCACCUGGUAUCCCUGGAUUCGUAGGAAAAUGUGAUGAUCCGGGUAUUCCUGGGCCUGAUGGUGAACCAGGAAUUCCAGGAAUUGGAUUUCCUGGGCCUCCUGGACCUAAGGGAGACCAAGGUUUUCCAGGAUCAAAAGGAUCACCGGGUUAUCCUGGAGAAAUGGGAAAGGCAGGGUUACCUGGAGAACCAGGCCUCCCAGGAGCCAAGGGAGAACCAGGACUAGCCAUGCCUGGAGAACCAGGAAUACCAGGUUUUCCAGGAGAAAGAGGCAUUUCUGGGGAAAAUGGAGAAAUUGGACACCCUGGACUUCCAGGUCUCCCUGGAUUUCCAGGAACUGGAGGGCUUGAUGGACCACGAGGGGAUCCAGGGCAACCCGGACCACCUGGAGAAAAAGGACUCCCAGGAAGGUGCACAGAGGGUCCCAGGGGAGUCCAAGGACUUCCAGGCUUAAAUGGAUUGAAAGGGCAACAAGGCAGAAGAGGCGAAACAGGGCCAAGGGGAGACCCAGGUAUUCCGGGCUUGGAUAGGUCAGGAUUUCCUGGAGAACCUGGACCACCAGGAAUGCCAGGUCAUCGAGGUGAGAUGGGCCCAGCUGGUCAAAAAGGAUAUCCAGGAAAUCCAGGAUUUUUAGGGCCACCAGGUGAAAAAGGAGACAUUGGGAUGAUGGGGUUUCCCGGAAACAUUGGAUCUCCGGGGCCUCCUGGGAACCCAGGCACCCCAGGACAGAGGGGUAGCUUUGGCAUUCCAGGAGUAAAGGGUGAGAGAGGACCCCCAGGAGCCAAGGGGGAGGAAGGAGACAAGGGAACUUCAGGGCCUGCUCAAAUAUCCCAUUUACUGGGGGACAAAGGACAACCAGGCCUCAAAGGAUUUGCAGGAGAGCCUGGGGAGAAAGGAAACAGAGGCAUUCCAGGGUUACCAGGUUUCAAAGGACUCGAAGGGCCGCCUGGACCACCAGGACCACCAGGUCCCAGAGGAGAUCCGGGCAGCACUGGGAAUCCUGGAGAACCAGGACCACAUGGCGCGCCAGGAAGCAUAGGGAACAUGGGGGUACCAGGUUCUAAAGGAAUGAGGGGAACUUUGGGACUCCCAGGUCUACCUGGAAGACCAGGCCUCCCAGGUAUUCAUGGUCUCCCAGGAGACAAGGGAGAGCCAGGUUAUUCAGAAGGUACAAAGCCAGGACCACCAGGACCAAAGGGAGAUCUAGGAUUGCCAGGUGACGUGGGAAAGAAAGGAGAAAGAGGGCUACCUGGCACACCUGGACAUUUGGGGCCUGCUGGACCUGACGGAGUCCCUGGACUUCCCGGAAUUCCUGGCCAGCCAGGAAAGCGGGGUCCUGAUGGUGAUUUGGGUUUUAAAGGAAUCAAAGGCUUCCCUGGCUCUCCAGGAAUAAAAGGCCCUCCAGGCCCUCCAGGAUUCCCAGGAAAUCCUGGACCAAUGGGUGUGAGAGGUGACCAAGGACGUGAUGGAAUUCCUGGUCCAGCAGGAGAAAAGGGAGAAACGGGUUUGCUGGGGGCACUUCCAGGCCCAAGAGGGAACCCUGGUGCUCAAGGAGCCAAAGGAGACAGGGGAGCCUCAGGCUUGCCCGGCCUCCCCGGCAGGAAAGGGACAGUGGGAGAUGUUGGGCCACAAGGUCCCAUUGGCAUGGCAGGACCCCCAGGGCCACCAGGUUUUCCUGGUGCAAUCAUCCCUGGCCAAAAGGGAAAUCAAGGUCCACCGGGCUCCAGAGGAAACCCAGGUGAGCCUGGUCCCCCCGGACCUCCAGGGAGUCACGUAGAAGGCAUAAAAGGAGACAAGGGAUUUAUAGGCAAGCCUGGCCCAAGAGGUCCACCUGGAACUGUAGGAGACAUGGGGCCACCAGGUCAUCCGGGACCACCAGGUACCCCAGGUCAGCCAGGGCCCCAAGGUGAUCCUGGAUUCCGUGGAUUUCCGGGCAUGAAAGGAGAGAAGGGUAAUCCAGGAUUUGUGGGAUCAAUUGGGCCACCAGGGCGAAUUGGGCCAAAAGGACUACCUGGUGUACGUGGAGACCCUGGCACAGUUGAGAUCAUCUCCCUUCCAGGAAGCCCAGGGCCACCUGGCCCAGCUGGAGAACCAGGGAUGCCAGGAGAACCUGGGCCACUGGGGCCACCGGGAAAGCCAGGACCCUGUGGGCCAAGAGGUAAACCAGGCAAGGAUGGAAAACCAGGAACGCCUGGGCCAACUGGAGAAAAAGGUGACAAAGGUGGUAAAGGAGAACAAGGACCACCUGGAUCAGAUGGACUGCCGGGUUUGAAGGGGAAACCUGGGUUCACUGGACCACCAGCAACCGGGACAACGAUGAGAGGCUUCAUCUUCACCCGGCAUAGUCAGACCACAGAGAUUCCUUCCUGUCCGGGAGGGACAGAGCCGCUCUAUAGUGGGUUUUCUCUUCUUUUUGUACAAGGAAAUCAACAAGCCCAUGGACAAGACCUGGGAGCUCUUGGCAGCUGCCUGCAGCGAUUUACCACGAUGCCAUUCUUAUUCUGUAACAUCAACAAUGUAUGUAAUUUUGCAUCGCGAAACGAUUAUUCAUACUGGCUGUCAACACCAGCUUUGAUGCCAAUGGACAUGGCUCCAAUUACUGGCAGGGCCCUGGAGCCUUAUAUUAGCAGAUGCACUGUCUGUGAAGGGCCCGCGAUUGCCAUAGCCAUUCACAGCCAAACCACUGACAUUCCCUCAUGUCCCCAAGGCUGGAUUUCUCUCUGGAAAGGAUUUUCUUUCAUCAUGUUCACAAGUGCAGGUUCUGAGGGCGCUGGGCAAGCACUGGCAUCCCCCGGAUCCUGCCUGGAAGAAUUCCGAGCCAGUCCAUCUAUAGAAUGUCAUGGAAGAGGAACGUGCAACUACUAUUCAAAUUCCUACAGUUUCUGGUUGGCUUCAUUAAACCCAACAAGAAUGUUCAGAAAACCUAUUCCAUCAACUGUGAAAGCUGGGGAGUUAGAAAAGAUAAUAAGUCGCUGUCAGGUGUGCAUGAAGAGAGGACAUUGAAGAAAUAAAAAGAAAUAGAACUGUUAUUUUUCAUCCUAAAUAACCAAGUAAUGAUGCAGAACAUGCAUUUAUUUAGGUAUUUUUCUCCAACCAAACAAUAUCACUGUAUGAUGGCUUAGUACAAAGUUUCUAUUUGUUUCGCCACAACAAAGCAUUUCUUUUAAGUUAGUUCUGUGAUCCUGGUCUCUAAAUCUGUGCUAUUGCAAAGUUCCCUAUGGCAAGGCAUCAGACUUUUCACAAAAUAUUACUGAAAUUGUAUUCCACUUGUAUCCAACGCACUAUCCAAAGGGUGACUGUAUAAAGUCUGAUGCUACAAGUGAAGAGCUAUUUGGUCCACUGGAUUCCCAAGAUUUUCCCCCUUCUAUUCCAGUCUUUGAGACUCAGGGAGACUAAAUCCGUUUUAGAUUGCCCCACCACUUGCUUCCUGAACCUUUAGACUCUGGAUAGGAAAGGAGAUAGAGGCAUGUGGAGUCCUAGAGCUUCAUGAACAGAAUUGGACUUUCACACCUGUUGAGGAAUCAAAGGCCUGAGGGAACCAGAACUGAACUGAGCUUCUUAGAUUUUCUGGGGCUCCUUUAAACACACCCAAAACUAAGGCCAAAAGGGGGUUCCCAAAAUGGAAUCAUAAUAGCCUUGGAAAUACUGUGUGAUCUUGUCUUGUAUUUUUUUUAAGAGUUUGUUUGUCCAUUGAAUCCAUUUCACUGCAGCAACAUAGCCUGCUAGUAUUCAAAGUAGAUACAAUUUUUACCCUUAGUGAAUUAAUUUUAACAGGAUAUUUUUACACACAUGCUCUGAAAUGUGUCUAAUUUUAAUUUCUCUUUUACCAGCACACCCACACAAAUAACAGGACAUGACUUGGUACAUGUGCACUUUAUCCCCAUCCCUAUCAACGUUGGUGCAUACCUUAUAUAUUUGAGUAGUUCAGUAAUCCAUGAAAGAAUUUAAGGCUUUUGUUGGCUAAUCAGGCUCAGAAUAUUUUUCCUUUGCUCUAAAUCUUCCAUUUAACCUGGGUAAUUAGAGAUUUAUUUCCUUGUUACUUCUCUAAUUCUUCCUUUGUAAAAGCACGGUUUUUAUAUUACUUAUUCUUACACACCAUAUUGAAAGAGUCCACUACGUAAAAAUCUUAAUGUACAAAUCGUAGCGCUUGGCAGCCGUACAUCUUAAAACUUGCUUUUCAGUGUGUUGAUACAUUCCCAAGGUUAGUUAAUUCAACUUAACAAGCAUUUCAUUCAGUGCCAAGCCAUGCCCCAGGCACUGUGCUAAAUUAUAGAAAUAUUAAGAGAAAAAAAUAAAAAAAGAGACUUGUCUCUCACCUAAUAUCCCAGAAAUUGUCACUUAUCGUUUCUGUUAGGAAUUCCCCAUAUCUGAGUUGUCUUUCCUCCUUGUCUUCCUUUGUCACUGUCCUUAUAGUUCACCAUAGUAAAUCAGCAGGCCUCAAUAAAGUUUAAAAGUAAGGUCUAUGCCCAGGGAGAGCCCAGGAUUUCUAGCUUCUCCUAGGCAUCACAGAUGCCAAGGUCAGGACAAUGUUAAGAAAAUAAAGAUCUGCCAAACAUUAAAAACCAUUUAUAGCUGAUGGUAGCACUAUUUGAUGAGUCUCAGAAGCCAGGCAUCUGAGACAAAGCUCUGAAGAUGCUUCCUGAUCCACCGAGGUGGAGUUGGUGGUACUGAUAUUUACAUUCAGGUUAUUGCUUCAAUCUCAGUUGCUUUGUAAGUGAAGAUGUGACCCCAGGGGACAGCUACAGACUGUGACCGUGGUCUGCAUCCUUCACUGCUCACGCGACUGCUGUCAAGCCACUUUUACAUCUAAACUAAGAAGUGCAUUUUACUUAGAUUAUUUACUUAGACUCACCUACUAUUAAGACUUUUUUGCUCUAAAAAUAUCUUACUGCCCCAAUUGUAGUAUAAUGGCAUAUAGGGCUAGCGGAUCUCUACAAACUCUCUGUAGACCAGUAGUUCUCAAAGUGUGGUCCCUGGACCAGCAGCAUCAGCAGCAUCUGGGAACUGGUCACAACUACAGAUUCUAGGGCCAACCCCAGACCUACAGAAUCAGAAACACUGGGGGUAAGGCCCAGAAAUCUGGGCUUAACAAGCCCUCCAGGUGAUUUCCGAUGUACUCUAAGGACUGAAAAAAACUGCUCUAGGCAAACACCGAAGAAACAAUUCUACAGGUGGUUAGUUACCAGGUGUAACUGGCUACAAUAGCUCAUUCCCUGCCUCUCUUUAAAGUCCAGAGUCACAAAUGACCUAAUUAGAUUAGAUCAUCUAAUCUGACUAAUAAGUAAAAGGGCUAGAUUGGUGCUAAUGUCAAAUGACUGGCCUUCGCUUGUCCCCAAGCCUCCAUCUUCUCUUGCCCUCUAUCAGUGUUAAACUUCCGAGGAAGACAAGUAAUGCCGAAACAUUCAAUUCCAAUGAAGCCAUAUUAACAGUGGCUCAGACUAAGCAUUAAAACAUAGCUCAUGUGCAUUACUUUCCAGAGACCUACGAGUAACUUACAAGGUUAUGAGGAUUUCACUUUGUAGAUAAAAUGUAAAUAACUUGUUUCUUUUACAUUUGGGGCUUCAACUUUGGAAUUUCACAGUGUGCUAAGAUAAUGGAUUUCUCAGAGGUGUCUCUUUUUGCAAGAUAAACAUUAUUAAGUAACUUAUUUAUAAAAGUAUUACAAUGAUGCUAAAUUUGAAUUUUAUUGCUAAUUUAACUUACAAAGAUUUUUCUAUGCAUCAAAUGUAACUUACUGCUACUAAACUUAAUUUAAGAUUUACUCUAUAACAAAAUGAAAUAUAUUUAAAAUAUAUUGAAUAUUUUAUAUUAUUAUAUUCUGACAAAAUUACAAUAUUGUAAUGUACUAAUGUUUCUGUAAUUACAGCUAAAAUCAUAUUUUAUUGUAUUGUCUAAGAAUAAAAUUGAAAAAAUUA
This is a messenger RNA of Diceros bicornis minor, 8636 nucleotides long. It is a transcript of the gene COL4A3, whose product is annotated as collagen type IV alpha 3 chain. NCBI's taxonomy places the organism in Eukaryota, Metazoa, Chordata, Mammalia, Perissodactyla, Rhinocerotidae. The record is from RefSeq and is a predicted model, not a curated record. Gene Ontology annotation, molecular function: extracellular matrix structural constituent. Gene Ontology annotation, cellular component: collagen trimer; basement membrane.